Molecule: messenger RNA, 1289 nt
Organism: Paecilomyces variotii
Lineage: Eukaryota; Fungi; Ascomycota; Eurotiomycetes; Eurotiales; Thermoascaceae
Product: Vps51/Vps67-domain-containing protein
Exons: 1
Coding region: 166-1083 (305 amino acids)
Biological process (GO): endocytic recycling; Golgi vesicle transport; lysosomal transport
Cellular component (GO): GARP complex; EARP complex; membrane
Source: RefSeq, a predicted model, not a curated record
CUUGCUUGACAAAGAUGUCGCAGAUUGCAAAAAGACGUGCCUGAAAUCCGGGGAAAGCACAGACCACAGCUUAACCGCCAGCUGCGACGUCGACUCGUCAGUGUCAACUCCUCACUUCUUCUUCACUUCCCUCUGCGCUUUUGAUUCUCCUUGUGUCCAUUCAGCAUGUCGACGAUAUCAUCUCCGCGUCCAUCUAUUGCCUCAUCUCGCGCACACUCGCCCACGCCGUCAUCCUCGCGCCGUCCGUCCGUCGAGAUCCCCAAUGCCAGCCUAGGCGGCUACCUCAGCACGAAUUCCACAUCCUCCACCGCUCGUGGAGUUUCUCCAUCCGCUCCUCAGCGCCGGAAUCGCGCCGCGCUCCGUGACUAUUAUAAUCUUAAACCUCCUGGACCAGAUGCCGCAGGCCCCGGGGGUUUUCGCUCGCGCAGCAUCCCCCGAACCACCGAUGCGGGCGACAUUUCAAACACCGCGUCGGUGACGCCGAACACGGAGCUCGAUAACCCGAAUUUCGAUGCGCAGAAAUACAUUGACCAGCUCCUUGCGACAUCGUCACUUUCGACGGUGCUCAAGGCAGAGAAUUCCCUCGUCGGGGACAUCAAGACGCUAGAUGGCGAGCGCAAGGCGCUCGUGUACGAUAAUUACUCUAAACUUAUUCGAGCUGUUGAGACCAUCGGGGCAAUGCGAAAGAGCAUGGAAGAGCGUGGAGCUCCGUUGACUAUGACGAAGACGCUUGGGCCGGCUGUGGCAUUUGUUGCGGAGACGGCCAGUGGGCUUAUCAGGGAGGGGGAGGAACAGAGAAGGAGGGUAGCGGCCGCUCGGGAGGAUGAUGGCAAGCGAGAUCAGCAGGAGACAGUAAAGUGGGUUUUGGGUACGCCGGAGAGAUUGAAGGCCUUUCUUGCAGAAGGGAGGAGGGAGGACGCGGAGAAGGAUUGGAGCGAGAUUGAGGCGCUGCUGAAGAAGUGGGAAGGAGUAAAGGGGGUUGCAGAAGUUAGAUCUGCCUGCGAGGAGAUCAUGAAAGAGCAGCCACAGCAGAAGCAAGAAGAAGAGAAAGAAGGGGAGAAAGAGAAGGAGAGCAAGGAUUGAAUAGGCGGACUCCUAGAGGUUUUUAUAACCAGUUCACCAACCAUCCGACUUGACACGAUCGAUGCUCGUGCGGCGCAAGAGUCGACCACAGUACCUUCCAUUACUAGAGGACUUGGUAUGGCUACUGAGUCCUACCCCAAGGAGGCUCACUACACGACAGACCAAAAUUCGUCCUAUGAACAGACGGCAGGCUUCGCACGUCGCUG